UAACGUGCAUAAAUUUUAAGAUAUUUUUAUAAAAAGUUGUCUGUUCUUUUACAAAAAUAGUUUUUUGUAUGUAGUAGUGAUUUGUUUUGUCAGUCAAAAGUUUUCACUUUCACCUGUCGUCAAAUUUUCUAAUAGUUUGCAGUGACAAUUUUUAGACCUAAAAAUGGAGCGAUUGGAGCCCGAACAGGGGAAAACACUGGAUUGGAUGUACGAUGGUCCGAGUGCUCUUGUUAAUCGAGAAGACUAUCUUUUGGGGAGGAAAGUUGACAAAUCGUUUCAAAUGCUGGAAGCAGCAGAAAAAGGGAAUAGUGCUUGGUUAUCAGAAGCUGAAAAAGACUUGACUCCUCAGUCCAUCUUAAAACCGUCAGGAACUGGUGGAGCAGUCGAUGUUGUCAGGAAAAUUAAAGAUGACCCUUUAUACCAAAUCCAGAAAAAGGAACAAGAAUAUCGCAAGCAGAUACUACAGAACCCAGUUUUAUUAAAGAAAAUCCAACAACAACACGGCAUUGUUUCUGAAGAGAGUUCUACAUCCAAAAAAAGUAAAAAGGUUAAGAAAUCUAAAACUAAAAAGCACAAAACGAAGGACAAGAAUAGCAGUGACAAUGAUACUAGCAGUAGCAGCGAUGAAGAAAUUAACCAGUUACUCAAGUCCUUAACAAAUUCAAAAGACAUUACCAAAUUAUUGGGUUCCCAAUCUUCAACAGCAACUAAAGGUCACCACAAAGAUAAACCCACCAAUGAAAAAGGACAAAGGCAACGACGUCAUGAUUCUGAUAGCGAUGAUGAAGACGAUAGACGACGACAAACUAGAACCAGGUCUACCGAUACUUCAUAUCGAAGGAGGAGAAGAAGUCGAUCUCAUUCUCGGUCUCCUCAACAUCACUGUGAUCAUCGUUUAGAUAAAAGGGACUGUGACAGGAGUCAGCGAGAUUACAGAAGAGAAGUGGUCGACGAGCGAUAUCCAAGGACUUCCACAAGUCGCGAUAAUAGGUACGGUAGCAUUAGAAGAGAGGUUAAUUUAACAUCCAACAGGCCACACUCUUCCACGAAGAAAAAAAUGGACGAAGAUGAGAUGGAACGUAGGCGACAAGAAAUGAUGGGAAACGCAAAAGAAAGAGACGAAGAGAGACAACGCAUCGUAGAAAAACAUCGGGAGGAAAUUCUAAAAGAGCAAGAAUUGCUUGAAAAGAAUCGAAAAACUAACAAACAUGCAACGUUUAUAAGGUUUUACAACUGUUUUUUAUAUAGCAAACAACUUGCGGAUGCAGCUAGCACUGGUAGUGUGGAACAACGAGUCAGAUCAAACGCUUAUAAUAUUCAAAGAUCAAAGUUUUCAAUGGACACCAAUUUCGCCAGACGAUAAUUUGUCCGGAAAAUUAUCUAUACGUGUCGGUCGGAGUACUCUGCAUGAGUGAUCACACUCGUCUCGUGUUGUUAUAAAGUACUACGUAAAAGCAAUAAGUGUUACAUACAUAUGUAUUUGAAAUCAAGUAAUACUUCGUCCAACGAUUUAAAAAAAUACAUAUUUACGUGUUGUUAUGUGAAAGAAUAAAUGUAAUAAAGUAUGUAUUUUGUA
Messenger RNA from Folsomia candida, 1576 nucleotides. Its product is annotated as pre-mRNA-splicing factor CWC25 homolog. The record is from RefSeq and is a predicted model, not a curated record. Gene Ontology annotation, cellular component: U2-type spliceosomal complex. NCBI's taxonomy places the organism in Eukaryota, Metazoa, Arthropoda, Collembola, Entomobryomorpha, Isotomidae. The transcript has 5 exons. Gene Ontology annotation, biological process: mRNA splicing, via spliceosome. Bases 164 to 1363 code for a protein of 399 amino acids.